GCGUCGGCAUGGAAUGUCUCAAAAGUGACUCUGAUAAACGGACUUAGAAAGUGUGGCGCAGCAAUAUUUGCCACUGUGGCAUAAGUUACGAUGACUUCCCCACCCGUCGUUCUCGGGCCAACGACGCCAUUUAUAUUUGCCAUCGUUGACAGAUAGCCCUAUUGCUCCAACACCACCACUGUUGACCAUCACCAAAGGGCUGCUAAAGCUUUGACAUCGCGCAGACUUAAUAACUGGUCGCUAUUACAAGGAGGCUAUAGCUGUUUUGGCCGUGAGCAUAGCGAUUUUGAGGUUCUGUUCGAUUGCGACACUGUGGAAAGACAUAGUCCGGUACUAUCGGCAAGACAAAGAGGUCUGAAACUGCGCCGGGAGAAGAAGAAGUUUUCAAAGGAUACUAGGCUGCCCUCGCAAUUCCCCAGGGACAAAGCUCAAUCAUUACCGAGCGAACGUUGCGGACACUUGUUAUCUCUCAGCCUCACCUUACCUUCACAUCACCUCCCUGACUUCUCGCCACAAACGCCAACAUGUCGGACGACGAGAGCCAAGAGAGCCUCGACUACCUCCAAUCCAACUUUGAACCCUCCUCCCUCACCGUCCCCCGCCUCCGCUCCAUCCUCGUCUCUCACGACAUCCCCUACCCCUCCGGCGCGAAGAAACCACAGCUCGUCGAAAUCUUCACCGACAAAGUCCUCCCUCAGUCCCGCAAGAUCCUCUCCGCCCGCUCCCGCGCCCGCCGCACAAGCAAAGGUAUCACCAACGCAGAUCGCUCCGAUGCAGGAUCCCUAGAGGACGAACAACCCAUCCUCCCCCCACCAUCCGCUAGCCGAACGAAAUCCGCCAGGAAGCCAUCGGCAAGAAUUAGAGAGGACACCGUCGACUCUGAGGAGCCACGCGCACGCACUCGCUCGCGAUCACCCGUUAAACAAACCCCCCGCAUCACCAGCGCCAAGCACGCCCGUGCCGCAACCGAAGACAGCAGCGAGCCCGACACCAUCCGUCGGACCGUGCGAAAAACCCGCAAGACCGAAGCACCCGUCGUCAAGCCCGAAGAUGUCGAUGAAGAUUUCCCCCGCAAGGGCGCGGCGUUCAGCUACGAUAACCCUUUCCAGAGCGGCUCCUCGCCCAUCUCCUCCUCCCGCAGCCCUAGCGGUGAGAGACGCAGGAAGACACUCCACGAGACGCCUGCGAAGCGCAAGUCUAGCGCUACGCCUCGCCGUCGCACGGCUGAUAUCACGCAAUCCCGCGCCGAUGACGGGAUCACCCCGCCUUCGAGCGCGACAUUCGAGCUCUCUCACGUUCUGAUGGAUCACCCCAUCGACUUUGACGAUAACGCCGUCGAGACUAGCGAGGAGUUCACACCGGAGGAGCAGCUGCAACUUGACUCUGAGCGCGCCGCUGGCCGAGCAUUGGGCCCCGUUGCAAGGCGACCGAAGAAGAAAUCCUCGGGUGGAUUUAACGCCAAGGGUCCCCUUUGGGUAGUCUUCCUCACCAUGCUCGGCGGCUACGCAGCCUGGUACCGACAGGAGAAACUAGCUGUCGGGUACUGUGGCGUCGGUCGCCCCGCUGCACCUAUCGUGUCGAGCAAACUCGAGCAUUUACCAGAUUGGGCCCUUGCGCUGGCGGAACCGGAGUGUGAAGCUUGUCCGCAACAUGCGUUUUGCUAUGAGCGUCUCGAGACGGCCUGUGAGCCUGAUUUCGUCCUGCGCCCUCACCCGCUCGCGCUGGGUGGUGUGGUGCCGCUACCGCCUACGUGUGAGCCGGAUGGGGAGAAGGUGAGGAGGAUUAAAGUCGUUGCGGACCGCGCGGUCGAGGAAUUGCGGGAGCGAAAGGCGAAGUUCGAGUGUGGAGCCAAGGAGGGGGGGGGGGAGGUGGUGAAGGUUCCGGAGAUUGGGGAGGAGGAGCUGAAGAAGAGGGUUAGUGAGAAGAGGAGGAGGGGGAUGGAACAGGCGGAGUUUGAGGAGUUGUGGGCGGGGGCUAUUGGGGAGAUUAUGGGGAGGGAUGAGGUGGAGGUUGUUAAGGAUGAGUGAGUCUUUCCCCGUGUUUCUUUUUUCCCGUUGUUGCGCAUCUUUCGUGUUUCAAGCCCAACUCUCACUUUCAUCCGGAUGAAGCACCUACCAAGUGGUGGGUGUCCUCGUCCGCUUUCAUUGCGCACAUCAAAUCUACAUCUAUCCCCAACUAG
Messenger RNA from Pseudogymnoascus destructans, 2179 nucleotides. It is a transcript of the gene SRC1, whose product is annotated as inner nuclear membrane protein enriched at telomere/subtelomere region. Gene Ontology annotation, cellular component: nuclear inner membrane. NCBI's taxonomy places the organism in Eukaryota, Fungi, Ascomycota, Leotiomycetes, Thelebolales, Thelebolaceae. Bases 525 to 2027 code for a protein of 500 amino acids. The transcript has a single exon. Gene Ontology annotation, molecular function: chromatin binding. The record is from RefSeq and is a predicted model, not a curated record.